Fraxinus pennsylvanica is the source of this 1242-nucleotide messenger RNA. The record is from the annotation of a GenBank genome assembly. NCBI's taxonomy places the organism in Eukaryota, Viridiplantae, Streptophyta, Magnoliopsida, Lamiales, Oleaceae.
AUGAGUGACUCCUCCAAGGUGUUAUUGUUUGGGUCAUUCACAGAAGAUGAAACUAGGUCUUUACUGAAUCAGAAUUCUACCAGUUCAGACAGGCCAGUGGGAAAUACAGCAUCGCGAAAUUCUACCAGUUCAGAAAGGCCAGUGGGAAAUACAGAAUCGCGAGUCAAUUCCCCAAAGCUGGUGCCUGUGUUGAAUUUUGGUAAUUUUAGUGGCAUCAAUAACAUACAGUUUGGCUUCCCAAAUGGGCCUGAAGGCUCACAUCCCUCUGAAGGCUCACAUUCCUCUAAUAUCCAAGAGGGCAAUGAAGUUUUGGCUACAAAAUCAGCCGGAGAUAACUUGUCAAAAAAUCUGAAAGAAAAUGGAACUAUUGGGAAAUACGAUUCUUGUAAUAAUGGAAAUGAGGCAGUAAUCGAUGACAUCACUUUUACCGGAUCACAUUUAUCCGAGAAUGAGAAUGGGACAAGAAAAUCUUCUAGCUUGAUAUUGAAAGAUGAAGAGCCCCAUUGGAAGUUGAAAGGGACUGCUAAUAAUUCCUCAGUCGAAGCUCAAUCUGAGGCCCAUUUUAAGGUGGACGGACCUGUUUUAGCUGUGAGAGAUUUACUACCCCGAGGCUUAAUCAACUCUGGAAAUUUGUGCUUCCUUAAUGCGACAUUACAGGCACUUUUGUCCUGUUCUCCAUUUGUUCAACUUCUACAGAGACUAAGAACUUGUAAUAUUCCAAAGGUUGGCUAUCCAACAUUAACUGCAUUUGCCGAGUUUGUUGGUGACAUCUGCACUUCAGGAAAGCCAAGGAUGGACAGGAAAGAUUCUACUACUGUUCUUGAAAUGGGCAGUUCGAUCUGUCCCACCAUGUUUGAACUGGUACUGAAGAACUUUACUCCUGAUGUGGCCAGCAGCAUUUCAGGAAGGCCAAGACAAGAAGAUGCACAAGAAUUUUUAAGUUUCAUCAUGCAUCAAAUGCAUGAAGAAUUGCUGAAGCUUGAGGGGCAACCUAAUUUGAAUGGAAAAAAAUCAUCUCUUGUUUCUACGCCUGAGGAUGAGGAGUGGGAGACAGUUGGCCCCAAGAAUAAAUCUGCUGUUACAAGAACACAAAAUUUUGCUCCCUCAGAGCUCAGUUCAAUUUUUGGGGGACAAUUGCGAAGCGUAGUCAAGGCAAGAGGUAAAGCUAAAUGGCAACUAAAAGACUUCCAUUUCUCCAUAUUUUAUGAAGUGUUAAACACACUGGCCUGCAUUCGUGCUUGA